AUGAACCUAAAUCAAAAAUCAACGCAGCAGACCGUCUCGCCAGGUUCAAUCACCCAGCAGGGCACUUCCGCCGUGAUCUCAGCUCCACCCAUUGGCUCUCCAGUUCAAGGCUUUCUUCGUUCUAAUGAUUCCCCUUCGCAAAGUGAUGCCGCAUCUAUCGGCGGUAGGUCGAUGCGCAGCGUGCGAAGUGCCCUCGAGGACAUCAAACACGAGGUCAUGGUAAACCAUCUCUAUCAGCAACAGUGUUCGCGGCUUUGGGUCAGCGACGGGAGCGGAGACAUCGAAGGGGUGGUGCUACGAAAAUCUCGUGGCAUCUACCUAUCUUGUCCACAAACACUUCGAAAUUCACAUUUUGGGCAAUUUUGUGCCGAGCUCAAUGUGCAGGUUGCCAUGACCGUGAACUCGAGAGUCAUCAAAACGUUCUUGGCUUGGGCUCCUGAUGCCACAGACGUCCCUCUAACGAACGGCCUCCGAGUUCAGAUCCUACCCACGAUUGCUCACCUGCCCCGUGCGCGAAAAUAUCAAUUCGCUGCCUUUAUUGCUUCUGACUCCUUGUUGGUGGUAUGGGACGAUGACCCUUCAAAUGUGAUGAAGAGAGCAGCCUCCAUCGAGUCCGAGUUGAUGGAGCUGGUCUGGCACACCGGCGAGGCUGGGAAUGAGGAGGAUGUCACCAAUGAAAAGAAUGGAGCUUCUGCAGCCUCUGUCGAUUCCGAGUCCGGAGAGCUGUCGACCCAGGACCGUCCCACCAAUCUGAUGAACACGAUAUUAGUCGCGUUUACACUAAUCAUUGUUGUCACAUUGCUUGGCCUGGCAUGUCGGUCUUUGGCUACUGAGGUUGCCGUCGAUGGCUCAUACCUUCGUCUUGCUUUUAUCUUCUUGGUUCCCGUACAGAUCUUCUUUACUUUGUUCUUCGCCCAAGUUAUCGUCGGAUGUGUUGCACAAUGCAUUGGACCUAUACAGCAGAUGCAAAUGAACUCAAAGUACUUCUCAGCAAAAUGCUCUCCUCGCUUGCGCACGCCAACCUUGCCGCAUGUCACGGUUCAGUGUCCUGUCUACAAGGAAGGACUUGCGUCCGUGAUUGCGCCAACGGUCAAAUCUAUCAAGCAAGCCAUCUCCACGUACGAAUUGCAGGGCGGUACAGCAAACAUGUUCAUCAACGAUGACGGCCUGCAGAUCAUCGACGAAGACCAACGGAAGGCACGGAUUGACUUCUACCAGGACCACAAUAUUGGCUGGACUGCUCGUCCGAAACACGGCAGCGAAGGCUUCGUUCGCAAGGGCAAAUUCAAAAAGGCCUCCAACAUGAACUAUGGGUUGAUGCUGUCCUGCAAAGUCGAGGACAAGCUUCACAGAUAUCACCGCAAUUCUGCCUGGACUCCGAACGACGAGUCCGAAGCCUACGAUCAAUGUUUGCGGGAAGUGCUCGAGGAAACCCCACGCGCUUGGGCUGAUGGGAACAUUCGGGUGGGAGACUAUAUCUUAUUGAUCGACAGUGAUACCAGAGUGCCCGCAGACUGCUUACUGGAUGCCGUGAGUGAGAUGGAACAGUCUCCGAAUGUCGGCAUCAUGCAAUUUGCGUCCGGCGUCAUGCAGGUCGUGCACACGUUUUUCGAAAACGGCAUCACCUUCUUCACCAACCUCAUCUACACCGCCAUCGAAUACACGGUUGCCAAUGGUGACGUCGCACCUUUUGUGGGCCACAAUGCCAUCCUCCGUUGGAGUGCUAUCCAACAGGUCUCGUACACCGAUGAAGACGGCUACGAGAAAUUCUGGUCCGAGUCGCACGUCAGCGAAGACUUCGACAUGUCCUUGCGGCUCCAAUGCGACGGCUACAUCAUCAGACUAGCCUCCUGGGCCCAUGGCGGCUUCAAGGAGGGCGUGAGUUUGACCGUGUAUGACGAACUUGCUCGAUGGGAAAAGUACGCCUACGGAUGCAACGAGCUUCUCUUCCAUCCGAUGAGGAAGUGGAUCUACAAGGGGCCCUUUACCGAACUUUUCCGCCGGUUCCUCUUCUCCAACAUCCGCUUCACCUCCAAGAUCACCAUCAUCAGCUAUAUCGGCACGUACUACGCCAUUGGAGCCGCCUGGAUCAUGACACUGGCCAACUACUUUGCCAUCGGCUGGUUUAAUGGGUAUUUGGACAAGUACUACAUUGACAGCUGGAAAGUGUGGUUCAGCAUCGUGAUCGUCUUCAACGGCCUGGGCAACAUCGCCCUCGCCGUCAUGCGGUACCGCAUCGGGCAGAAAGCCUUCAUCCCAGCACUUGUGGAGAACUUCAAAUGGAUCGUCAUGCUCUCCAUCUUCCUGGGCGGCCUCUCGCUCCACGUCUCCCAGGCGCUGCUGGCGCACAUUUUCGAGGUCGACAUGACCUGGGGCGCCACCUCCAAGGAAGCAGAGUUCUCAAACUUCUUCAUCGAGGUGCCCAAGGUGGUGAGAAAGUUCAAGUUCAGCAUCGCCUUUGCGCUCGUCGGCAUCGUCGGCAUGAUCGUCCUGGCAACGAAUCCGGGAGGUUAUAUUCCGUACGACUGGGUGAUUGACGACUUCAUCGCCAUUUUGCCCAUGAGCACGGUCACCGCGAGCCAUCUCCUGUUACCCAUUGUGUUGAAUCCUGCGUUGAUGACGUUCUCGUGGUGA
Messenger RNA from Fonsecaea multimorphosa CBS 102226, 2634 nucleotides. RefSeq lists its product as uncharacterized. Bases 1 to 2634 code for a protein of 877 amino acids. The transcript is spliced from 3 exons. Lineage: Eukaryota; Fungi; Ascomycota; Eurotiomycetes; Chaetothyriales; Herpotrichiellaceae. The record is from RefSeq and is a predicted model, not a curated record.